GUUUGAGAAGUAAUCCUGGGCUGCUUCCUAAUGAAACUAUGGCCUGCGGACUAAGAAGAGGAAGACGAGGUGACCGACCUGCCCAGACCGACGGGGCGUCAACAAAAACAGCGGCAGGACGACCAUGGAGGAGAACAAGCAGUCCACGAGCACACGGGACGAGGACACCCGGUGUGGCUGGCUCGGCUUUUCCCCGUCGGUGGCGCAGCGGUUCGCCAGGUCCGAGUGGGUGCUGGUGUGCUUCUGCGCGGCCGGCUUCGUGCAGGGCAUGGUGAUCAGCGGCUUCGUCAACGUGUCGCUGCCCACGCUCGAGCGGCGCUUCCACCUGCGCAGCGUCGAGACGGGCCUCAUCGUGUCCAUGUACAACGUGGGCUCGCUGCUCUUCAUGGCGCCCGUCACGUUCUUCGGGAGCGAGAGGCACAAACCGCGCAUCAUGGCCGUGGGCGUCGCGCUGAUGGGCGUCGGCUCGUUCAUCUACAGCCUGCCCCACUUCAUCGCGCCGCAGUACAAGUUCAGCCACUCGCUGAAGGACCUGUGCCCGUUCGUGAGCGGACCAACGUUCCAACCAAGCGCCGGGCUCCGAAGCUACCGUUUCAUUUUCAUGCUCGCCAACUUGGUGCAUGGGUGUUCCACGGUUCCUUUCUACACGUUGUCAGUGGCCUACAUGGACGACAACCUCACGGCCCAGAAGUCCAGCUGGUAUAUCGGCAUCUACUACACCGCAGCCAUCAUGGGGCCAGGUGUCGGCUUCAUCCUGGGAGGCAUGUUUCUCGGCAUCUACACUGACGUCAGCGUAGACCCGUCGAGCAUCGGCCUGUCGCCGUCCAGCAACGUGUGGAUUGGCGCCUGGUGGAUCGGCUUCGUCAUUGCCGGCUUUUCGGCGCUGAUCGUCAGCUUCCCUACGUUUGGCUUUCCAAAGAGGCUUCCGGUCGCCGUGGACCCCCACAAGACACACGAGGUGGACUACCGCGCGCUGAAGGGCGACACGGUGCAGGUGCGCCUCGCCCACAUGCCCAAGGCCGUGUUUUACCUGCUGCAAAACUACACCUUCCUGUUCAUCAGCCUGGCCGCCACCGUCGAGUUGAUGAUUGGCUCUGGCUACACGAACUUCGUCACCAAACUGUUCGAAAGCCAGUUCGGCAUGACCUCGUCCGGAGCAGCACUCCUGCUUGGCAUGAUCGGUAUCCCGAGCGCUAGCCUGGGCUGCUUCAUGGGCGGCUACGUGGUUUCCAAGCUGAACCUGAGCUGCGCCAACAUCAUACGCAUGUGCAUACUCAUCUCGGUGUUGAACUGGUUCGUAUUCUACUCGCUGCUCAUCUCCUGCCCGAACCAGCGCUUCGAGGGCAUCGACAUUGAGAACAAGAUGGUACUCACGCCCAAGUGCAGCAGCGAAUGCAGGUGUCCGCUCAGCUUCAAUCCCAUCUGCGGUCGGGACUCCAAGAUGUACACGUCACCGUGUCUGGCCGGCUGUCGCAAUGAGACCCAGGACGUCAAGGCCUCGACCACGCUCUACACUGAUUGCGACUGCAUCGAACUAGAAGGCGUCCACAACGACACCGAACACGUGGUGGAGGCCGAGCGGGUGCGCUGUACGCAGGAGUGCUCCGCCUACACCUUCUACAUGGCGGCCACAUUCGUUUGCCUCUUCAGCACCUUCUACAUCAGCGCGCCGGGCAUCAGCGUCACCAUCAGGUGCGUCACGCCAAAACAGAAGUCGUUCGCCUUAGGUGUACAGUGGGCCUGCAUACGUCUCCUAGGCACCAUUCCGGCUCCGCUCAUCUUCGGCAAGGCAGUGGACAUGGCCUGCGAGAUCUGGUCGUCCGUGUUCGACGGCGACACGAACGACUCCGGCCACUGCGCCGUCUACAACAACGCGGCGUUGAGCCGCAACAUGGCCGCCAUGCUCGUGCUGCUCAAGACCAUGUCGGUGGUGCUCUUCGCGUGCGCCAGCUUCACCUACCAGCCGACGACGACGACAACAUCGUCUCCCACAUAAAACCGCCGAAGCGCGCCAUUCAGGCUGCUCACGCUUACUGCGCUCGUGCGACGUCCGCUUGCUGGUAGUUAGUGGACGGGCCGGCCGCGUCGUCGGUGCCAGAACGAACGCGCAGGCGCAUGUAUGUGUAAGCACAUCGCGAAAUACUCGUAGGUACCAGCAAUGUUCUUUUUCUAAUUGAUCCAACUUUAAAAAAGCACGAUUUAAAGGAAAA
Molecule: messenger RNA, 2210 nt
Organism: Dermacentor albipictus
Lineage: Eukaryota; Metazoa; Arthropoda; Arachnida; Ixodida; Ixodidae
Product: solute carrier organic anion transporter family member 4A1-like
Biological process (GO): sodium-independent organic anion transport; transmembrane transport
Cellular component (GO): plasma membrane
Molecular function (GO): protein binding
Source: RefSeq, a predicted model, not a curated record